CGAAGCAGGGCCUUGUAGGUACGAUGGGGAAAGAGCCUGCGUUGUGGUCCCUGUGUUUGCUCCUCAAUGGCUUUGUGUGGCUUUUUGUGCUGAUCGGAUCUGAGGAGCCGUGGCAGAAAGCGGCGCCGGAGCGUUCAGAGUAUUAUUGCCCUUGGCAGUGCUUGAAUUUUGUCCAGAUGUGGCCAGGCUCGUUCUGUGUGGCUCUGGCCACUAGGUUUGAGUGUGUCCUGCCAAAGAACGCCAACAACUGGACCAUCCAUGGAUUAUGGCCCAGUGAUAUCACAGCGUGUUGUCACUACUGGUACCUCUUUCCCUCCGACUUGACGGAUCUGCUGCCUGACCUGAAUUGGCACUGGCCCAGCUUCAUCAAUCUCAGUAACUUCCUUUUCUGGGAGAAAGAAUGGUAUAAGCACGGGACUUGUGGUGGCUGUGUCGAAACACUGAACUCCCCCAAUAAAUACUUCAGAGCGGCCCUCGACCUGCGCACCAAAUACAACAUCGACAGGUGAGCCACGACGCUUCACUUCCCAU
Molecule: messenger RNA, 531 nt
Organism: Anolis sagrei ordinatus
Lineage: Eukaryota; Metazoa; Chordata; Lepidosauria; Squamata; Anolidae
Source: RefSeq, a predicted model, not a curated record